This is a messenger RNA of Helianthus annuus (common sunflower), 624 nucleotides long. Its product is annotated as glutathione S-transferase T3-like. The transcript has 2 exons. Bases 1 to 624 code for a protein of 207 amino acids. The record is from RefSeq and is a predicted model, not a curated record. Lineage: Eukaryota; Viridiplantae; Streptophyta; Magnoliopsida; Asterales; Asteraceae.
AUGGACCCGAACAUGUUAUCGUACGCGGCUUACUUGAGUGGCGCUACUCCAUUCGUGCAACCCACUUUCGGAUUUGGUCAAGCGGGCGGGUCGCAACCUUCACAACAACAAACCGAACCCGAUGUGGAUAUCGUGCCGGAGAAGCAACCCGAACCGGAGCGAGAGACAUCCAAACGCGGCAGAAGGUCGCAUAAGAAGAAGGAAACGAACGAACCUCGACGUAAGCAUUCUUACCUUAAUUGGACGAAGGAGGAGGAAUACACGUUGGCUCGGGCGUGGCUCGAGGUUUCGGAGGACCCCGAAAUUGCAAACUUUCAAACGGGCCCCGAAUUUUGGAAUAGGAUUCGUGCACUAUUUUAUAGAACGUGGGGUAAAGGCGAGCAUCGUGACAAAGAUUCCAUUUCUAACAAAUGGACCGACAUCAACAACAAGUGUCACUCCUUCCAAAAAGUGUAUCAACGUAACUACGAUAAUCGCCCGAGCGGAGAAGGUGACGUCGGGGUUUUAACGAAGGCUUUGGAAGAGUACGAGAGAACGAAAAGCGCUUUCCCGUACUAUAAGUGUUGGGAUCUACUACGAAAAAGUCCAAAGUGGGCGGGCGUAGUGACCAUGACGUUGAGCUAA